Molecule: messenger RNA, 1236 nt
Organism: Pararge aegeria (speckled wood butterfly)
Lineage: Eukaryota; Metazoa; Arthropoda; Insecta; Lepidoptera; Nymphalidae
Exons: 6
Coding region: 1-1236 (411 amino acids)
Source: RefSeq, a predicted model, not a curated record
AUGGCAUCUGUUAAAAUAGAGGACAGUCAUAAGUUAUUGCUUGAAAAGCUGUUAUCAGAAUCGGGGGUCGAGUGUAUCAGAUCAGCUUCAGAGUCCUUGGAGCCGUCUACUCUGUCAGCUGAGACUGAGGAACCAAGUCCCCAUGAAGUUGACGAAGAAGAGGUAAAAGAAGAAUUGAUUGAAGAGACAACAGCGCCGAUCUCAGAAGAGUAUGUCGAGGAGCAACCGAAAGUAUUUCCAAGUCCAUCGCUAAGGAAAAUCUUGCCUGAUAGAAUCCGGAAGUUCGAAGAGCAAAAUCGAAUCCACGUACUCCCUGAUGAGUUCAGAACAGAUAUAGACCCUGAACUUAUACCAAAGAUAGCUUUAACAGCGCAACAGAAGUAUAUAGACAUAUUGGGGGAUAUCACCGGAUGUGUAACGUAUAAGAAAAGUUUGGCGGAGUUCUGGUUUUUGGACACCUUGGCUAAUCUUUUAGGCCGAGCUCAGGAAGAUGAGAUGAGUCGAUCUUCCCAGGCGGUUUUGAUUCAAUGGUUUUGUGAGUGGAUGAAGGAGAUCCAACACUUCGAUGCCGCUGACCGUGAACGGAUGUUGAUACGUUUUAAGGACAACAUGCUAUCAGCAGCGAGGUGUAUAGCUGUGCAGCACCGUCUUCCAACUCCUCAAGAGGCCGGCGUGUCCUACAAAGCGGAAGAGCCGACUAAAGGGGCAUCCCAUACUGCUGCGCACGAUCCAGAGUCCAAACAUCUCGUCACGUUCGAAGGUGCAGCCUACGAGUGUUCCUUGAGGGAUCUGACCUGCAUCAUACAUUAUAUCUUUGACUUAUUCAGCACAGACUAUCAAUUCAACAUAGUCAGAGCUGUAUUCACAUUCACCCCAGAGUAUAACCUAAUAGAUGCUCCAUAUCAAAUUCAGAACCCGAAGAGGUUGUUCGCACCACUUAAGUUGAAGCCUAGAAAAGAGCCAAAGAAAGAGAAGCCCUCGAAGGGAAAGAAGAAGGAGAUUGAGACGGAAGAGUAUUUGGCGCUUAUGGAGCUUCGUGCCCGCGACGAGAAAGAUCAGAAUGAGAGGGAAGAUAGAGACCAAGAUGCAUGGCAUCGUCGCAACCACAUCCUGCCUCUCAACUUCGCGACUGAUGACGAGUUCUUCAACAAGUUCUGGCCACCACCGCCUCCUGAGACAGAGCCGGUUCCCGAACCGGAUCCCAAAGGCAAAGGAAAGGGGAGAAGGAAGAAAUAA